AUGGCCGACCCACACUCCCACGAUGAGCGUCAAAAAUACGAGGAUGAGCUAUACAAGGACGACUCGGAAGUAGAUAAUGAGGGAGCUUCGGACAGUGAGAAUGGUGGCGACGAAGAAGCACUUUCCCACAUCAAUUACUCGCACAGCUUUCGGCUUGAGAAUGAAGGGGACGAAGAGGCAGAGGAAGAGGAAGCUUCCGUGAGCGGCGAUAUCAUACCCCCCGAUCUUCUAUCCCACGUGCCUUCGUGGACAGAGACGGAAGUCGUCAUGAUCUCGGAGGAGAAUAUGGAAGGCCCCGGCGUAUCUUCUAUCUCCUCCAAAAAAAGGAGGGAGAAAAAGUCACCCGAGGAUGUCGACCUUGAGGUCAAGGUGAUGCGGAUGCGAAGCCCUUCCGCUGACGACAACCCCAACUUGGACGAGGGCUCACUGGAGGGGUUUUCAAAGGAAACCAACUGCUAUCUAUGCAAAGCCGACCACGAUCCCCUCCGUUGCCCAAUGAGCAAACUCUGCUUCAAGUGCAUGCAGCGGGGUCACAUCUAUGCCGAAUGUCCGAACGCGCGUGAUAACACCAGAUGCGGCUUCUGCAACGACGGCAACGGGCAUCACCCAAUGCAAUGUCCGCAACAAUGGAGACAAUUCGUGUUUUUGCCGUAUAGCGGGGAUAAGGAACGGGACCAGCUCACGAUAUACUGCUAUAACUGCGGAGACGGGGGUCAUAUGGGGGAUUUUUACACCAUACGCAUGGCCCUGAACAAUGACUUCCCAAUCCAGGAAUGCCGACACCGCCCCAUCCACGGUAGCACCGGAAUCUCCUCCUUCACCGCCCUAGCCUUCAACCACAAAUUCCCCGACCGCCGCCGCGGCGUCACCUACACCCCCGCCCGCCGCGAAUCGCCCAGCGGCGGAGGUCCCAUCGAAAUUUACUCCGACAACGAAGACAACGAGCCGAUGCCGGUCCCAGGGGCAAGCGCGGUCGAAGGAGUGGAAGAAACGAGCCCCAAGGCCUUCUCGGUCACCUUCGCCAGUGCGGCAGGGUCAAUCAAGGGGGCGGGCUGCGUCGGCGGUAAAGCCAAAGAAGGCUCGCGGGUCGUCACAUAG
Fimicolochytrium jonesii is the source of this 1098-nucleotide messenger RNA. RefSeq lists its product as uncharacterized. Lineage: Eukaryota; Fungi; Chytridiomycota; Chytridiomycetes; Spizellomycetales; Powellomycetaceae. The transcript has 9 exons. Gene Ontology annotation, molecular function: zinc ion binding; nucleic acid binding. Bases 1 to 1098 code for a protein of 365 amino acids. The record is from RefSeq and is a predicted model, not a curated record.